Molecule: messenger RNA, 4376 nt
Organism: Labrus bergylta (ballan wrasse)
Lineage: Eukaryota; Metazoa; Chordata; Actinopteri; Labriformes; Labridae
Product: myb-like protein X
Biological process (GO): protein linear deubiquitination
Cellular component (GO): cytoplasm
Molecular function (GO): cysteine-type deubiquitinase activity
Source: RefSeq, a predicted model, not a curated record
GACUGUCGGUGCACAUGAGUAUGACGUCAUUCGCUCGGACCGAGCCGUGACCUGCUGCUCCGGCUAUGCUAGGGGCUUGUGCCAACCAGAUGUUCCGCUGAAAAUACACAGCUUGACCCUCGUGAUCAUGGACUCCUGAAACCUUCAGCUUUCAGCGACUCUUAGGUCGCUUGCUUCAGUGGCUUGUUUUUGAUCCGAGGUCAGCGAUCGGCCCACGUCCCGUCUGAACUCCCGGGCAGAGGGGGGCGGGCAGAUGGGGAACAUUUGCUGUCGAGCCGAGAGUCCCUGUGGCAGCGCUGAGGAAAGAAGUGUAUUGCUGAAAGAUGACUCGAAGACCGCGAUGACCUUAGGCGAUACCACUGCGGUGGGCACUUGUGGUCCUGCAGGUGAUGAUGGCAUAAGCAAAACGCCGGUUGAGGAGAAUAAGAAGGUGGAGUUAAAGGCUGAGGCUGAGGCUGCAGAGAAAGAGCUCAAUAACACUCAGGAGAACGGACCCUUGAAGAAGGAAGCCACACAAACAGCAACACCUUCUCCCAGGAAAGGAUCUGAACGCAAAGAAAACUCCACCAGAGCACAAGAUGAAGAUAAGAAGGAAUGUCCUGCAGGUGAUGGGAAAUCUGAAAUCCAGCAAUGCACUUUAAACUGCCCUCAACAUGCCACGGCUGAUUGGGAGGUUUCUCCAGCCACAAAAGCACCACAAGAAGAAGAAGAAGAAGAAGAAGAAGAAGAAAAUCCUGCAUCAGCGCAGGAUAAAGUCCCCGAUAGUAGAUCAACAACAGUCGAAGCAGCCUGUCCUGAAAACACCACAGAAACAAACAGAACAGAUCACAUUAAAGUGGACACGACUCCUGAAAAUGUGGAAGAAACAGGCUCUCCACCUGAGCCGCCAGGGGAGACUCCUCAAAACAAAGAAGUGUUAUCUGGGGCAAACACUCAGCUCACUGCUGCAGAUCUUCAGGUGACGUCCAUCUCUGCCGUCAGUCAGGUCGUUAACAAAGAGUCUCCAAGCCGUGCUGUGACAAAGGACUCGGAGAGUGUCUCAGUGUGCAGGGAGGACGAUCCUGAAGUCACAACAAGAAGCCACGAUGCCUCAGAAUCUCCUCCUGGAACCGAGACCACAGAACCCGACCACAGUGAACAAGACUCUGCGAACUCAGGCCGGGAAUCAGAGACCACAGCUCCAGCAGAAUCCAGCACAAGCUCAAAGUCUGACAAAGAUGCGAGUCCAGAUCCUGACUCUGUAACUUCCAGCUCAAAGGAGGUCCCCACCGUGGAGAACAUGAAGCAGGAGGAAAUGAUUCUGAAAGAACGGGACGAGGGUGGAGACGGAGAUGUUCCUGACGUGAAGGAGAAGGAUGAGAUGAAGGAAGAGGUUGAAACUCGGGCUGGGAAAGAUGCUGAGGGUCAGGAGGUCACUGGAGUGAAGGAGCAGCUGACAGGGAGCACAUCCACUGAUAUAAAGGCUGAUGAGGUACCAGUGAAGGAAGAGUCUGAAGACGACCUGGGGAACAGUGAUGAAGACCUGUACAGAGGAGUCGAGGAGCUGCCAGCGUCUCAGAAAAACAAACCAGCUGAGUUAGAAACGACACUUUUAAAGGUCGAGGACAGAUGCAGUCUGGCACCGGCGGUGGACAUUCUGGGAUACAGUGAGCGAGAGUGGAAAGGAAACACUGCCAAAAGUACUCUGAUUAGGAAGGGUUAUAAGGAGAUGUCCCAGAGGUUUGGCAGCUUGAGGAGAGUGAGGGGGGACAACUACUGUGCCCUCAGAGGCACGCUGUUCCAGGUGCUCUCCCACAGCACGGAGCUGCCUGUGUGGCUGCAGGAGGAGGACAUCACGAUGCUGCCAAAACAACUGGAGGCACAGGAAGGUCUGAUAAGUCAGUGGACAUUUCCUGGAGAGUGCCUGCAGGGAGACGGGACGGGAGACGCCAUCGCUCAGCUAAAAGGAUACAUAGAGCUUCUGAGAAUUAAGUGGCGGGCAGCAGUGGACUGCUCCUCCGCGUCGGAGCGGCAGCAGCUCUGCGAGCGAGUGUUUCAGGGAGGAGAAGAGGAGCUGGGGCUGCUGGAGGCGCUCAAGCUGCUGAUGCUGAGCCGAGCGGUGGAGCUGCACGGCCUCAUGCAGGCCGGAGGAGACGUCCCGCUCUUCUGCUGGCUGCUGUUUGCUCGAGACUCUUCCGACUGCCCGCGCUCCUUCCUCUCCAACCACCUCAGACACGUGGGCCUCAGCGCCGGCCUGGAACAGGUGGAGAUGUUCCUGCUGGGCUACUCCUUGCAGUGCACCAUUCAAGUUUACAGACUGUACAAGGCCGACACUGAGGAGUUUGUCACCUACUACCCAGACGACCACAAAGACGACUGGCCAUCAGUGUGCCUGGUCACCGAGGACGAUCGUCACUACAAUGUGCCGGUUGUAGAAGCGUCUGAACAUCACGAGGAGCUCGACUCGAGCUGAUGCCACAGCAGAGAGAUCUCCUGCCAUACACUAAAAAAAAACCUCUCCUCAGGUCCUUCCAAGAUUUACAACGACGAACGGAGUCAUUCCACAUUUUGGGAAACUACGCUUUUGUGUUUUAUUGGAGAAGAGACAUCGCUAAUGUCUGUGAACCUGCAGCUGGUUAUCAUAUCAUACAUAUCAUUGGCCUCUUAGGGAAGAAUGUGCGACAUUUAACACAUAAAUACAGCAGAAAUUAAGUAUAGUACAUCCUGUGUGAAUAUCUCUCUGAGUCAUGACUGUCCACAGCGAGUGAGAAGCUCAAGUCCCCGCUGGCUGUGUUGUUGUCAGAGCCGUGUUUACAUGGACAGGACAGCUGGCUCCUCCCCUUGAGUAUAAAAGCAGUUUAAGUCGAGGACUAGAUCACGCUCACGCUCGCGUUUUUAGAUCACGCUCAUCCUGUGUCAAUUUACAUGCAAUGUGAAGCUACAGGCUAACUAACUAAAAAGCGCUAACAGCUAACACUGGGAAUAUGAGGGGGGGGGUUGGAGGUGCGUUGUCAUCUACUGGAUGAAAAAGUCGCACAUUCUUCAUUUAACACUUUUCGUUAAACUUUCCAAAAAAACAUGCAAUCUUGCAUUUUACCAACCUCUAAACAGGAAAUAUUUCAGAAUCUGAAAAAAAACAAAACAGUGAAUCAAUAUCAAAACAUAUCAAUGGAUCUCUGCAACCCUUUGUACUGGCUUGAAAACAAGUCAGGCUGUUUAAUGCCUGUUUGAAGUGCUUUCGCUAUGCUAAGCUAACCAGCGGCUAGCAAGAGCUUAAUAAUUUAUGAACACAUGCGUGAUGUUGUUUUGAUUUUUUUGGUUAGCAUUUCCCAAAAUGUGGAUCUAUUCCGGUGAAAAAUAUGCUGAUUUGAGACCCUGUACAACACGUGCUUUACACACUUUUGUACACACUGUACUGUAUACAUAGUUUUCUAUUUGCGUGUGUGUUCAUUAACAUGGAUCUGAUAUUGUGAGAUUAUCUCAGUUAGGCCCAAAUUAGUUUUCAGGGUGUCAUUUUGACAACCUUUUAUCUUUGACUAUUUUCUCUUUUAAAAAAAAAAAAGAAAAUGCGGCCAACGGCGCCAAAAUGAAGAUGUUCUGUGUUUACACUGGAAAUUUGGGCACUUUCAGUAUUUAUUUAUUUUUUUGUUCUAUGUAGAAAAAAAACAAACAAGCAUUUUGAAGUGAACAAGUGUGACAGUGAUCAGUGACACAGCUGAAUCAGUCAGUGGAGCGUUUGACGAUUUAUCAGGUCUAUCAACAGCUCACACCAGAUGACGAUCAGAGGAUGUAUCGCAGCCUGUGUCAGAGGCGUGAUUUGUGAUGGUCUGCGUGUGUGUGUGUUUGCAGCUGUGUGUGUGUGUGUCAAACUCAAUGUGUAACAUGUUGCCUUUAACCAAGCUGUCCUGACGGGGAAAACGUGCCAAUGUUGCUGCAAAUACUGACAGCCGUCCCAGCCACCAGCCAGUAGGAAGCGCUCGCUUGGUCCUCCAUGUUGCCUUAGAAAAAAAAAUGCACAAUAAGAAUGAAUGUUGGUCGUCAGUGAGAAGAGGCUGUUUCUUUCCCUGAUUCCAGAGCAGGUGAAGCUCAUUUAUAAAAAAAUGUGUAAGAUCAAAACUAAAAUGCCAUUUGCAUGAAUGAUCUCGCGUUGUCAGACUUUGGGACGUUGAGUUCAAAUGAAGUACAAUUGUUGUGAAGAACUUUUCUUUCCCCGUUACAGCGCUUGAUUUGAUUGGUAUGACGUUUUGAUGUUUCCUCAUUCAUUUAAAAAAAAAAAAAAAAAAAAAGGAGUGAUUUGAGUUUUAAAAAGCUAAGCUUCAUUAAUCAUUCAUUACAUCUGUUUGGAACCCAAACACAUGGUGAAAACGUGAAUUAAACAGAUUUUCCUACGCUCUGCA